Messenger RNA from Gaeumannomyces tritici R3-111a-1, 2109 nucleotides. RefSeq lists its product as hypothetical. The coding region runs from base 268 to 2109 and encodes 613 amino acids. NCBI's taxonomy places the organism in Eukaryota, Fungi, Ascomycota, Sordariomycetes, Magnaporthales, Magnaporthaceae. The transcript has 6 exons. The record is from RefSeq and is a predicted model, not a curated record.
CACGCUGGUCCCAAUCAGAAGCCGCUCCUCAUGAACCGGGAACUCGCCCUUGCGGCUCUGACAUAACCGACAUUCGUCAGAAGCCAUUUCCGACUUUCCGAACAACCAUAAUCAUGGCUGCCGUUCGCUAUAAAUGGCGGCAACGCCCUUGCCGGCCUUCACCGGCCUUCGUUGGUCCACUAUGCCUCAUCCGUGAAAAAGCCGCCCAUACAACCGCCGUCCCCCCUCCUGCGACCAAGCCGCAGACGCAACAACGGAACCGUUUCCAUGCCGCGCCCUGCGACCGCCACGGCUCGCCGACCCGGUGCCAACGGUGCCCUCGAUAACCAUGCCCACUUUCUUACGCAAUUUGCUGAGCAGGAGGCGCGCAGAAGAGUCGACAACCGACCGGUGCCGCUGUCCGCCGAGGAGCAUGCGAAGAACCGACAGCGAUUGAAGCGCGCCUUCGUCAAGCCCGUGCUGGCUGCAGAAAGCCAGAUCAACAUCACUGGCAUGCUUACAAAAUGGAAACGGUACUGCGAGGAGAAAAAGGUGGGCGAUCCUGAGGCGACCCUGAAAAGCUUGUCGCGAGAGACGACAAUGGAUUUUUUCCUUUACGUCUGCGGGAACUGCACCAUCAAAUCAUGGGGCACGACGCACGUAUAUAUCCGCCAGUUCCAGCAGCUUUACACCACGAUUACGGGACAAUUUAUGGACCGAAACGACGCGAGGGAAGUAUACAAGUACCAUCGUCAGGUUUUGAUUCCCCGCUUCAGCCUCCGGCCCCCCAAUAUCCACGGCAAGCCAGUCGUCAGCGUGGCCGAGUUGCGCAUCAUCCUGACGUUCAACAUCGCUUACGACACGGGCGUCUUCCCCGGCGAACGGCAACGCAUCAACCUCGCGGGUUGCUAUUUGAUCCAAUGCUAUACUGGGGCCAGGCCUGCCGAGCUCGUCUACAACGAGAGGCCGAAAUCCAAGCUCGUGGAAGAGCUCUUCGGCUCUAAGGUCGUCCUUCCGCCCAGCGCCGACCGGGGAGAAGGCCAGGGAGAGUGGGAUGACUCGGACGAAGCUGCGCCUAAUAAACAAUCCCUGCCGGUAGAUGAGCUGCUGUCCGCGGAGACCAAAGGACGCGGGCGGCCGAAGGCUCUCUGCUACGAGGACAUUCAGCUAAUGGUCGUCCGCCAUCCGGUAACGGGUCGGGCAACCCCCGCGAUGGCCAUCAAGUUUGUCCAUCACAAGGGCUCGGAUAACAGACCAAAACCGACCAUCUUCUACUUUACGCCCACCAAGAAGUUGAUUUUCUGUCCCGUCAGCGUCAUUAUCGCGCUCGCGCUGCACGACCACGCUUUUGAUGCGCCGAGCUUGACAAACGCCUCGCAAGUGCUGGGCACCAGCAUCUGGGGGUCCAGGGAGUGCAUGCCUCUGCGGUGGAAGCAGUCCAUGCUCAAAAUCCCCGUUUUCCGCCGCUUUGGCCCCAACGGAGUCCUCUCCGACACUGAGGCCAUGCUUUACGCCAAGCUUAGAGACGACCUGGGCCGACAGAGCCUAGAGGCGGGAUUCGAGGUUUGCUGGACACCGAAGUUCUUCCGCAGAGGAGCCGCGAACGCUGCGAACGGGAACGCCCCGGACGUCGUCCGAGACCAGAUGAUGCGCCACGAUCCCAAGUUCUCGACUUUUCAUGGUGCCUACCUCAACGAGAGGGUCAAGUUCGAUUUGCAGAAUACCUUCCUCGAAGAAGAGACGGAAGAUCAGCUGUACAAACUGUUCGCGCACGUCAGCAUUACCCGCGACCCUCGGGCGAAACGUGACAUGGUGCCAGACGAGGUGUGGGCGAACCUGCCUCCAGACCCUGAAAUCGUCGAGUUGGAAGAGCAGCGAACGGCGCUUAAGCAGGGACAGUAUCGCAUUCGGGGCCGGAAGGACGAGGCAAAGAUUCGCGAACUUACCGAGAAGAUUAAGCGCAGGCGGGCACAACGCGAGAACAUGGUUGUGAGAGAUUACCGCGAGUACUACUUCUACCACCGGCCGACCUGGGACGUCGAGAGGCAAGCACUGGGCGAGGUGGAGGAGGACCAGAUAACUGGUCUGACGACGAGAUUUUUCACCACCGUAUUGAGGUCAUCGAUCUGA